GAAGACGUGUGGCGUGCGGCAAGAGAUGGGCCGGCCCAGCUGAUCAGCGCGUGAGCGAGCCCGGUAGACCAACCUUGCGUCUCUCUCUCCUCUUCCUUCCUCCCAGAAUCAGUCUUGCCCACCCCCAUCUUCCUCCCACGCGAAGCAAAAGCAACACGCCGACGCGGACGCCGGCCGGCGAGAUUGCUUUUGCGCGAUGAGCUGGAGAAUUCCUCUUUUCGGCUCUCAGCAGCAACAGCAGCAGCAACAACCAGAACCAAAUUUCCAGAACAUAUCUACGCAAUCUUGGUACCCUCCCUCGGUAGGUGGUUCAUCUUCACAUCCAUCCACACCCAGCUCUUCCGGUGCUAGUCCACACCAAAGAGCUUCAGAUCAUCCUCAGCCUUCAUCACGUGGCCAACCGUCUCCAGCUGAAGCUGCAGGGAUAAUUGCUCGUUUGAGGGAUAAGAGUGUUGAUGAGCUGCAGAGGCUGUUAAAGGACAAAGAGUCAUAUAAUGCUUUUUUCAAUUCACUUGACCAAGUUAAAACACAGAACAAUUUACGCGAUGAGCUUAGAAAGGAGACCCUGCAGCUUGCGAGAGAAAAUUUAGAAAAGGAGCAGCGGAUUUCAGAGCUCAGGAAUCAGUGUACUAUAAUCAGAACCACAGAGCUAGCUGCCGCUGAGGACAGGUUGGCCGAGUUGGAAAGGCAAAAGGACGAGAUUAUGAAGUCCUAUUCUCCUGCUGCGCUGCUCGACAAGCUGCAAAGUACAAUGGCGAAGCUGGACGAGGAGUCGGAGGAGCUGCACCAAAAGUUCCUGGAGAAGGACGUUGACCUGCCGACCUUCGUGCAGAAGUACAAGAAGCUCCGUGCUGCACACCACAAGUGUGCGCUGCUCCACCUCUCCGGCAAGGCCUCGCUUUGCUGAUACAUCUAUCGAUUCAUUCAUCGUCUGUCGUGGCAUCACUGCUCUGUUGUAUCCCGUUCCUUGCCCCGUUUUUGACUGCAGACAUCAGACUGAGGUCGCAUGUAUAGUCUUGUGGCUGACUUCACGGGCAUAAUUACAGUCUGCUAUGUGUGAUUGGUUUAUGCUGAAUGCCAUGGUUGUGGAGUCAGGAGAACAAGCUGAGCUCUUCUUUUAUAUAUUUAUUAUUCACGUAAA
Messenger RNA from Triticum aestivum (bread wheat), 1141 nucleotides. RefSeq names its product vacuolar protein-sorting-associated protein 37 homolog 1. NCBI's taxonomy places the organism in Eukaryota, Viridiplantae, Streptophyta, Magnoliopsida, Poales, Poaceae. Gene Ontology annotation, cellular component: ESCRT I complex. The record is from RefSeq and is a predicted model, not a curated record. The transcript has 8 exons. Bases 197 to 907 code for a protein of 236 amino acids. Gene Ontology annotation, biological process: protein targeting to vacuole; protein targeting to membrane; ubiquitin-dependent protein catabolic process via the multivesicular body sorting pathway.